This is a messenger RNA of Salvia hispanica, 1550 nucleotides long. Its product is annotated as protein JINGUBANG-like. Lineage: Eukaryota; Viridiplantae; Streptophyta; Magnoliopsida; Lamiales; Lamiaceae. The record is from RefSeq and is a predicted model, not a curated record. Gene Ontology annotation, molecular function: protein binding.
UUCCCCCAACAAAAUUUCCCUCAAAUUAAUCCCUACGCUUCUCCCUCGAAAUACAAACAAAAUAUCAGAAAUUAUGGGUAGAUUUGUCCCAUGCCCAAUGCCUUGCAAUUGCGACAAACACAAAGAUUCUCAAAUAUAUCAAACCACCCAUAUUUCCGACUCCUCAUCUUCCAAUUCAUCCCUUACUUCCCAACUAAGCCUCCCUUCCGUCCCUUCCCUUGAACACGUCGCUGUCGCCAACCACCAAUGCCUAGCCACCCUCAAGGGCCACUCCUCCUACAUAUUCUCCCUCGCCCUCGCCGGGAAAUACCUCUUUAGCGGCUCCUCCAACGGAGAAAUUCGCGCAUCCCCCUCCCACGGCGGAGCCAGUAUGUACACCGCUGCCCAGACGGGCUCCGCCGUGAAAUCCACCACCUUCAUAAAUGGCAAGUUGAUCACCGCCCACGCGGACCACAAGAUCCGCGUGUGGCGGAUCAAAGACCAUGACACUAAUGUGUCAGCAAAUGUCACAUCAAACAGUAAUUCAUCAGUUUCAGCUAUUGCCAAGCUGAAACUGACAGCCACACUCCCCACCGGUGUGGACCGCUGCAUGCGGUUAUUCUCGGCGGGGAGCUACGUGGAGGUCCACCGCCACCGGAGGCAGACGUGGGUCCACCACGUCGACGCGGUGGCGGCCCUGGCGGCCUCCGCGGACGGCGCCUUCCUCUACUCUGUGUCGUGGGACCGGAGCAUGAAGGUGUGGCGGAGCACCGACUUCCGGUGCGUGGAGUCGGUGCAGGCCGCCCACGACGACGCGAUCAACGCGGUCGCGGCGUCCGUCGACGGCAGCGUCUACACCGGCUCCGCCGACCGGCUGAUCAAGGUGUGGCGGCGCCGCGACGGAGAGUCGCGGCACUCGCUGAUCGCGACGCUGGAGAAGCAUAGAUCCGCCGUGAAUGCGGUGGCGCUGAGCACCGAUGGGAGCAUGCUCUACUCCGGCGCCUGCGAUCGGUCGAUCGUGGUGUGGGAGAAGGGGAGAGGUGGCGGAAUGGCGGUGGCGGGGGCGCUGAGGGGGCAUAGGAAGGCGAUUCUGUGUUUGGCGGUGGUGGCGGAGGUGUUGUGCAGUGGAUCGGCGGAUAAGAGUGUGAGAGUGUGGAGGAGAGGGAGUGGAAAUAGCUAUUCUUGCCUGGCGGUAUUGGAAGGGCACAAAUGUCCGGUGAAAUGUUUAGUGGCGCGUUUGGAUCGGAGGUGUAGUGAGGUUGAUAAGAAAAGAGAUGGGGAUGAGUUAGGGAAUAGUUACCUUGUUUAUAGUGGUGGAUUGGAUUUUGAUAUUAAGGUUUGGAAAAUUUGGGUUCCUUUGUAAAUUUUAUUGGUAGGGACUAGGGAGGGAAUAUUUUUGUAAAUAUAUAUACAGAGAGUGAAAAUUUAGGCGCUUUUGAAAUCUUUUUUUUUUUGAGAUUCUUUGUAUGAUGUUUUUGGUUUAGGGAUUUGAGAGUUGAUUGUGUAGUUUGAGACUUUGAGGCUUGUAAUUUGGGAUUAUUAUUUAAAUAGUGUUUUCAUUCCUUAUGUUA